UGGAAAGAUACUCUGUGUUCUGAGGGGAAACUAAGAAAGGUCACAGUUUUGGAGAAAAGCAGCUGCAGGGAGACUUUUUCUUUCUUCUUCCAAUGUGUGAUGGAGUCUGGGUUUUUCUGCUUUAUUCUCGCGUCUUGCCUUGCAGUUUAUUCUUCUUACACAGUCAGCUCACACAGAGAGUGGGAUGAAGUUGUGAUGGUUGAACAAAACACAUCCGCCACCUUGGUCUGUACUGGUGCCAGAUUCCGAGGCGACAUAUCCAUUAACUGGAAGGUGAAGUCGGUGGACACGGAUGAAUGGAAACUGAUUCUCUCAGCCAGCGAGAAGAAAAAGUUUUCUGGAGGUGCCUCGAAGCCAUCCAUGCGAUUGACUGACGACGACUUUCGAAACACGGGGGAUUUCUCGCUGGUUGUUUCACCCGAAGUGGCGGACGCAGGACUCUACUCGUGCCUCAUCCAGAAACAGGAGAGGAAAGUGAAGGAGAGGAUUUUCCUUUUGACAGUCCUCACAGUUGGCUUCUUUCCCCCUCUGCCCGUCCGUCAGUACAGCACCCUGCGGCUGUUCGCCAGAGCCGUUCCUGACAUUUCUGUCUCCGAAAUCACCUGGACGGCACCUGGCGGCUCUCCCAUGAAGACAGAGAAGUGGUCAAUCUCAGGCACGGUGACUAAAGUGCCACAGGUCCAGAACGCCGACGGCGGGACUUACACCUGUACGGUUUACCCCCGGGGUAACUCCAGCGGUGCGCUGGCUGUGCGUGUGGACGUGAGAGUUGACGCCAACAAUGUGGCCUCAUUCACCAAUAUUUCACACCAAAAUGAGAUCUUCACUGCCACUCAGGCUCAAAAAUCCUUCCUCCUGGUCUGUCCCAGCAGCCAGGGCGACUAUGUUCGGCUUCACUGGCUUUUCCCAGACACCAAAAAUUACAGCAAGAUUAAGCUAGUGUACCACUAUGACCGCUGGAGGGGUUUCACCUCCAAGCACAGCAACAAGCUCCAGCUAGCUGGACCGCCGUACAACCCACAGGCUGGGAGCUUCUCCUUCCUACUCACCCCUGAUUUGAAAGAUGGAGGCCUCUACGUUUGCGAAGUGUCUCUCAAUGACGUCAUUUUCAGCCAGAGGACAAGACUCAGCGUUCUGAAAGUGAAAACCAGCCAUUAUCCCUCGAAGCUGAAUCUGCUGUGCCUGUACUCAGAGCGCGCCAACGUUCAGGGCGCGGUGUGGAAACAUGACAAUAAAAGUCGGCGGCUGCAGAUGUCAAGCAGCGGUCCUGGCAGCAUCAGCACCACCCUGCCGCUGCCCAUCACCCCUGUUGUAGCAGGGAAUUACACCUGCACCCUGCAGCUGAAAAACGGCCAGAGCAUCCAGGCAGUUCAAGCUGUCACAGCGCCCCCAACAGAGAGUGUCACCCCCUCCUUCCUGCACCCUUCUCUCUCUGCUUUAUUACUCCUGGUGCCCCUGGUUUCAGCAGCUGUCGGCGUGUUGCUAUGGAGACAGAAACACAUUUCUGAUCGCGGUAUUGAGCAGUCACUGUCUGUCCAGUCUGGUGAAUCGGAGAACAUCUAUGAGAAUCCAGAGGAUAUCAGACAGGCUCCUCCCCAGGGUUCAGUCUACAUGGAUUUGAAGCCAAGAGGAGACAAUGACAUCUAUAAGGAACUGGAGCGAUACGAGCAGUGUCAGGGCUGAUCACCUACCCACAUCUCAUCCCCAUCCAGCUGUCACAUCCUCUCUCUUCACAGCUGCAGCAAAAGGCCUUUUAUAAACAGGAGUAACUACUCAAUGUCAGAGUUGGGGACUUAAAGAAAACUUUUGAGCUUCACAGAAAUGCUAUUUAGGUUUUCCUUUACAAGCUAUCGCUCUUUAGAAGUUAUAGGAGCUCACAAACCUCUCCAGAAUGGAUGGCGGUGAAUAUUGCAUUGUAAAAUCUAACGUAUUGUUUGCAGUGAAAAGGGGACAAAUAAAAAUAAUACUUUAUGUGUUAUCAGUAUGCGAUGUGGAUCUCUGUGUUAGUUUAUUUGAUUUGCACGAGUAUAAAAUGAAUCUCUAUGAUUGUCUUACUGAGUGAAAUGAAACAAUUGCUUAAAAAUACAGCUGUCCUAAUUUAAUUAGGACAUAUUGUGAUGUUUGAUAAUUUAAUUACUUUGUUGUUCAUCUAAUUUUUUAUGGUGCAAACUUUUAAUUUUACACUUAUAAUUAUUACUGUCUGUUUUAGCAAAAGUUUUCAACAUUCCAACAAUUAUUGCUGCUUAACUAGUUAAUGCUCAAAUGUAUUUACAAAUAUUUAUGCAAAAAUAAAUUCACCGUGUUUUUGCUGCCAAUCAACAAGAUUUUGUUUAUUAGAACAUAGCUCAUUCAGCAGAUAUUUAUUUAGAUAUUUAGCAUUCAUACUAGCCAAAUUAGGCAUGACUGGUCACAACUCCAGCCACUAGUUGGCGGUCAAGAGCUUUCAAAACAAAUUUUUGAAUAGUAUUGAAAACGCAUCAUUAGCCAUCUGUGGGUGUUGUGGAUUCAGGCCGAUUUAUGACAUAAGUUUAUAGGGUUAAAGAUAGUAAAUAAUACAGUUACCAACUUUUUUGCAUGAAUAACGAUUUCUUCUAGUGUAUUAAAUAGGAAUAAAACUAAAACUGGCCACAAUUUACUUGCAAAGUUCCCCAACAAUAUUUAAAUAUCUUUA
Xiphophorus maculatus (southern platyfish) is the source of this 2671-nucleotide messenger RNA. RefSeq lists its product as uncharacterized. The record is from RefSeq and is a predicted model, not a curated record. The coding region runs from base 100 to 1683 and encodes 527 amino acids. Gene Ontology annotation, cellular component: membrane raft; external side of plasma membrane. The transcript is spliced from 11 exons. Gene Ontology annotation, molecular function: protein tyrosine kinase binding; MHC class II protein binding. Lineage: Eukaryota; Metazoa; Chordata; Actinopteri; Cyprinodontiformes; Poeciliidae. Gene Ontology annotation, biological process: interleukin-15-mediated signaling pathway; T cell activation; positive regulation of ERK1 and ERK2 cascade.